This is a messenger RNA of Drosophila elegans, 651 nucleotides long. RefSeq lists its product as uncharacterized. NCBI's taxonomy places the organism in Eukaryota, Metazoa, Arthropoda, Insecta, Diptera, Drosophilidae. The record is from RefSeq and is a predicted model, not a curated record. The transcript is spliced from 2 exons. Gene Ontology annotation, molecular function: nucleic acid binding. The coding region runs from base 1 to 651 and encodes 216 amino acids.
AUGAAGGUGGCGAGUGUUGGGAAAGUGGUCGAAUUCCUGGUGCACGAGGUGUUUUACAAAUUUGGCGUACCUGAGGUAAUUCACUCCGGCAAUGGGAAACAGUUCGUGUCAAAAAUAUUUCAAGACAUGAUCACGCAUUCGGCAUUCACCACAUGCGUACCGCUGUAUAUUCACCAAAGAGCAACGCAGCCGAGACGGGACCUAUACUUACCAGAAAUUGAAGUGUCGAUCCGUGAUUCCGUGCAUGAGGCCACGGGUGUAACACCGUUCUUUGCAGUAUUUGGACAACAGAUGUUUCUAAAUGGAAACUGCUACAAACUGACAAGAAAACUGCAGUCUUUGACAGAACAUCAAAUAACGACGCUGUAUACAGUAGAUAAGCGCCAACUUAUCCGCGAUCACAUUCGGAAGAAUCUUCAUCAGGCAUAUAAACGCAGCAGUCAGCGCUAUAUCAAACGGGCUCGAGUUUUCCAUGCCAAGCCUGGCCAAGAAAUCUACAGACGCAAUUUCACUCAGAGCAAAUUUGGAAAGAUGUACAAUGCCAAGUUGGCUCGAAAAUAUGUGAAAUGCCGAGUCGUACGCCCUAUAGGGAACAAUGCCUACGAAUUGGAGGAUCUGGGGGGAAGCCUGUUUUCCACGCAAAAGACCUAA